AUGUUAGAAUACAAAAUACAUCUUGUUUAUCGUUGGUUAAUUUCAGGAAGACGUCAAAGAUGGCCGUCGCACUUGGUUCUUCCAAUGAUGAUCCUCAAGGAAAACCUAGCAUCAGGCGUUAAGGAACCCAAAAUGGAACCCACAGACACUCAUUUCGGAUUUUCCGAAGAAAAGAAUUACGCUUGUGGCGAAUGCGGCAAAACGUAUAAAGUAAAGAGUUCUUUAAGCAACCAUAAGAAAUGGGAGUGCGGGAAAGAACCCAGGUUCAGGUGCCCGUAUUGCGAUUACAAGGCCAAACAGAAAGUUCAUUUGGUUCGACAUUUGAGAAAGUUGCAUAAGGUUUAUAAUAUCGACGAGCUGAACAGUAAGAUUUACAAUAUUCCUGCUGGGGUGGAUGAUGGAGCUGAAGAAUCAUGUAGUUCGGUUAAAAACGAACCUGUUGACGUUUGA
Molecule: messenger RNA, 450 nt
Organism: Psylliodes chrysocephalus
Lineage: Eukaryota; Metazoa; Arthropoda; Insecta; Coleoptera; Chrysomelidae
Source: the annotation of a GenBank genome assembly